Molecule: messenger RNA, 1231 nt
Organism: Blepharisma stoltei
Lineage: Eukaryota; Ciliophora; Heterotrichea; Heterotrichida; Blepharismidae
Source: the annotation of a GenBank genome assembly
AUGAGCAAAGAUUAUUAUUCCAUACUAAAGCUGGAUCACAAAGCUACAGAUGCAGAUAUAUGUAAAGCAUAUCGCCAUUUAGCUAUUUCAUGGCAUCCAACAAACCAUCCAAAAGACUACGUCCCAGCUUUAAACCGCUUUCAUCUCCUUGCAGAAGCAUAUGAAGUUUUAAGUGACCCUGUAAAAAGAAGCAUAUAUGAUCAGUCCGGAGAAUUUGGCUUAAAAGAAGGCAUCAAUGAAGGGAAUGGGAGCUUUUCAGGCGGCUAUUGCUAUACUGGAAAUGCAUAUAAAAUUUUUGAAAACUUUUUUGGGACUAUUAAUCCUCUUUUUGAAGCAUAUGGGGAAAAUACAAAUAAUCUGCAUUUAUUGAUUAAAUUAUUAUCAUAUUUAAAUAUAAAAACACUAGUCCUAAAUUCAUUAAUUAAUAGAUCCCAACCCACAAUUUUUUAUGUAUUUUAAUUCUAUUUAAGGCAUAUUUUGAACUUAUGCAAUAUCAGUCUUAAAGAAGAUCAGACUUCUGAAGAGCCACCUAAAGACCUUAUCGUCGAAAUUCCCUGCACCUUAACUGAAUUAUACCUAGGCUGCCAAAAAAAGAUUGACUAUGAAAAAUUGAUUCUAGCUGAAGACAGUACUAUUAGAUCAAUAAAGGAAUCAAAGACAAUAGAAAUCAAAAAAGGCUACUCAAAAGACACAAAAAUAAUAUUUUAUGGAAAAGGAAAUGAAGCAGCCAUGUUCCCCAGUAGUAAUUUAAUUUUCCAGAUAGUGGAGCUUCCUGACCAAAAUUUCAAAAGAAUUGGAAAUGAUUUGGUUUAUUCUGUUCAAAUUUCACUGAUAAAUGCAAUAUUAGCUGAACCUGUUCAUAUUGUAAGCUAUAUAUAGACCACUUUGGAUAAAAGAAUUAUUACAGUUUCGCCUGAUGAAGUAAUAGGGACUAAAAGCAGAAAAUUAAUCGAAAAUGAAGGAAUGCCGAUUUUUAAGGAGAUUGAGCAAGGGAAUGAGCCAAAAAAGUUCGGAUUAGACAAAAGAUCAGUAGAAAAGGGAAACUUGAUUGUGAAGUUUACAGUAAAUUAUCCGAAAUAUAUCCCUGAAAGCAGUAAGCAGGCUUUAUGCAAACUAUACCAUGCCUUAAUAAAUUGCAUAUAGUCCCAAUAUUUUUCUUGCAAAAAAUUAAAGCAUAAUUCUUUUAAAAAAAUUUUUUAACUUAAUCUAAAUCUGUAUACUUAUAAGCUAA